UGUUCGCAAUUCGCAAAGCAAUAUGAACGACUACAGGCCUGUCGAAAAAUGUUGUGACUCUGACAGGCAAAAGAGACUUAUAAAAAGAUAGGUAUUGUGAACAUAACAGGGAAAUCUAACUCAGCAACGAAAUGUCUGAGCCUCCUUUCACCAUCCGUAUUCGUUCUGAGAACAAUGAGGAUAUGGACUGGAUGGUGAAACCUGAUGAAGUCACAUUUUUACAGACUCUGGAAGUGUUUUCCCAAAUCAUGCCCAAUUCGUCCCACACAGCAUUUGAAUAUGAAGAUGAAGAUGGUGAUAGAAUCACUGUGCGGAGUGAUGAUGAGAUGAAGGACAUGUUUAACUACUACUUUGGUGAGAUGAAGGAAGAGGACCGUGCGAGGGGUUUGUUUCCCCCACUCAUCAUCUACCCCAAACAUGGAAAAACUCCACAAAACAGAAAUAUUCAUGGACUUAAAAUCCGCACCGGAAGUCAACCUGAGGAGGCUGCUCCGGCACCCAAUCAAGGUGGCCAGGUGGGGCUGGAGGGUAUCCUGUUCUGUGGAGACAUCACCAAGGACUCACUACAUUAUGUACAGAUGUUGGGACAGGGGAACGGGGGUCGGGUCUACAGAGCUGUUCACAAGCCUACAGGGAAAGUAAUGGCUGUCAAGGAGAUACAACUGGAUAUAUCUGUGGUCAUCCAGAAACAGAUCAUAUCAGAACUAGAGAUUCUUUACAAGUGCAAUUCCCGAAUGAUCAUCUCUUUCUUCGGUGCUUUUUUCCUGGAGAACCGGAUCUCAAUGUGUACAGAGUUUAUGGAUGGUGGCUCUCUGGACCGCUACAUGCCGGUGGAGGAGAAGGUGCUGGGCCAGAUCAGCCUGUGUGUCAUAGAGGGGAUGCUCUACAUGUGGAACCUCAAGAUUCUACACAGAGAUAUUAAACCGUACAACAUUCUAGUCAACACGGCCGGUGAGGUCAAGCUUUGUGACUUCGGUGUCAGUACUCAGCUCGUGAAAUCCAUCGCCACCACAUUCCUUGGUACCAACGUAUACAUGGCUCCGGAGAGAGUUCAAGGUCACGAUUAUGGGAAGCCGGCAGAAGUGUGGAGUUUUGGGGUGACUUUGUUUGAGCUGGCCUGUGGAAAAUUGCCUUUUGCAAGUCUCGUGAAAUCCAUCGCCACCACAUUCCUUGGUACCAACGUAUAUAUGGCUCCGGAGAGAGUUCAAGGUCACGAUUAUGGGAAGCCAGCAGAAGUGUGGAGUUUUGGGGUGACUUUGUUUGAGCUGGCCUGUGGAAAACUGCCUUUUGCAAGUCCUCAGCUGAAAUUGUCGGAUGAGCAGUUUUCACCACAACUUGUUGAUUUUGUAAAUAAAUGUGACACAGAACAUGUUGCUGAAGAAUAUGGAGUAUGA
This is a messenger RNA of Aplysia californica (California sea hare), 1394 nucleotides long. Its product is annotated as dual specificity mitogen-activated protein kinase kinase 5. The record is from RefSeq and is a predicted model, not a curated record. Gene Ontology annotation, biological process: protein phosphorylation; MAPK cascade. The coding region runs from base 132 to 1394 and encodes 420 amino acids. The transcript has 20 exons. NCBI's taxonomy places the organism in Eukaryota, Metazoa, Mollusca, Gastropoda, Aplysiida, Aplysiidae. Gene Ontology annotation, molecular function: ATP binding; protein binding; MAP kinase kinase activity.